Rhinichthys klamathensis goyatoka is the source of this 3976-nucleotide messenger RNA. RefSeq names its product ATPase phospholipid transporting 8B3 (gene atp8b3). Gene Ontology annotation, cellular component: plasma membrane. The coding region runs from base 315 to 3773 and encodes 1152 amino acids. Lineage: Eukaryota; Metazoa; Chordata; Actinopteri; Cypriniformes; Leuciscidae. Gene Ontology annotation, biological process: Golgi organization; phospholipid translocation. Gene Ontology annotation, molecular function: magnesium ion binding; ATP hydrolysis activity; ATPase-coupled intramembrane lipid carrier activity. The transcript has 28 exons. The record is from RefSeq and is a predicted model, not a curated record.
CCCAGUCGUGCAUUUGAGAGGGAGGAGAUAUGGAGAGGGAGGAGAUAGAGCAGGAGAGAAGGAGAUUUGAGAGGAGUUUAUUUCCAAAUACAACACUGGAGAUAAACAGAAGAGCGAAAAAGACAUGAUUCAACAAAUGCGCUAACAUAUGCAUGAGACUCAGGGGUUUGUUGGGGCGAGGAACACCUGGAUCUGUGAUUUAGGCGACCUGGAUGAGACGCUGGGGAGAAGAGCGCGGAAAGUGAGCCCUUUGGGAUCUGUGAUCAAGGAACAAAAAACAGUAAGCAGUCUCAAUCUCUGUGUAUUACUCCAUCAUGACUGGUAGCAAGACCGAAAGAGGAGUCAGUUGGGAGGUGCGGCCCAACGGCCGUCAUUUUCAUCAGUCCUGUCGCCGAAAAUCUUUCCUCUGUUUCCGCUGGGGGCGUUACGCUGACAAUGUGGUGCGGAGCUACAAAUACACCCCUCUGACCUUUUUGCCCCUUAACCUGUAUGAACAGUUCCAACGAGCGGCGAAUCUUUUCUUCCUACUUAUUGUGGUUUUGCAGUGUGUUCCUAUAAUUGCAACCAUCCCUUGGUACAGCACAAUGGUUCCUUUGCUGUUUGUUUUGCUUGUGCGUGGAUUUAAAGAUCUGGCUACCGACGUGGGCCGCCGACGCAGUGAUGCGCAAAUUAACCAGCGCCCCUGUGACAUUCUCACUCCUGAGGGCUUCGAAACUGUUAAGUGGAAAGAUGUACGUGUUGGUGACAUUCUCCGGAUUCAUAAGGACAAGGUCAUACCUGCAGAUCUGCUGCUCUUGUGCAGCACUGAGCCACACAGCCUUUGCUAUGUAGAAACGGCAGACAUUGAUGGAGAAACCAACUUGAAGUUUCGCCAGGCUCUGAAUGUAACCCAUGCUGAGCUGAAUGGAGAUUCAGCUAAGCAAAACCUGGGGUCUUUUGAUGGUAUUGUGUGGUGUGAGGAACCAAAUGGUAACCUGCAUUCUUUCAAAGGUGAGUUACAUUGGAAAGGGGAGCGCCACCUUCUGGACACAGACCACCUGCUCCUCCGAGGAACUGUACUGCGAAACACAGACACAGCCUAUGGACUGGCCAUAUACACAGGCUCGGAUAGUAAAAUUCUGCAAAACUGUGGCCGUCUGAAACUGAAGAAAACACGGGUGGAAAUAUUACUAAACAAAACGGUGUUGGUGAUUCUGCUCUUCAUGCUGAUGACGGCUCUCCUCCUCGCUGUGGGCGCGGGGAUAUUUGAGUACAGGGUUUCCCCUCAGUACGACGUUGUGUCUGUCUUGCAGCGUGACUCCUCGCCUGCCUACCUGGGCUUCCUCUCCUUCUGGGGCUACAUCAUUUUGCUUAGUCCUUCUAUGCCCAUGUCUCUCUAUAUAACAUUUGAUGUGAUCCACAUGGUGCACUGUUAUCUGAUUAGCCGGGAUGUUGAGAUGUACUGGGAGGACAAUGACAGCCCCGCUCAGGCCCGUACAACCACCCUGAAUGAGGAAUUGGGUCAGGUGGGCCACCUGCUCAGCGACAAAACCGGCACUCUCACGCAAAACCGGCUGCUCUUUCGUCAGUGCUUCAUCGCCGGACACAUUUACGGUGACAUGGCAGGGGAAUUCAAGCCACUAGACUUAAGCUGGAACCGGUUUUCCUGUGGUGGAAUGAAGUUUUCCGACCAGCGUUUGGUGGACAAGCUGCGUGAACGGAGCAGCCCUGAGUGCCAAGAGUUCUUCACCGCUCUGGCCCUUUGUCACACUGUCAUGAGCGAGUGGAGGGAUGGGUUACCUCAUUACCAGGCUGCCUCUCCAGAUGAGGAAGCUCUGGUCUGUGCAGCGCGGGAGCUCGGCUGGGUGUUUCUGUCGCGCACACGUGAGACUCUCACCAUCAGCGAGAUGGGCCUCACGCGAAACUAUCAGCUCCUGGCCAUCCUGGACUUCACCAGCAAGAGGAGACGCAUGUCAGUGCUGGUGCGGGACCCUGGAGGACGGUUGAAGCUGUACUGUAAAGGUGCAGAUAUGGUUAUUCUGGAGAGGCUUCAGGGGGACUGGCUACUUCAGGAGAGUACCGAGAGAGCUCUAGAGCUGUUUGCUCAGGGCUGUCUGAGGACUCUGUGUGUGGCGGUGCGCUCUGUUCCCGAAACCCUGUGGACGGAGUGGAGCCGCGCCCUCAGUCAGGCGGGCACAGCGACGGGUAACCAGGACACUGCGCUCGAAGACAUAUAUGACCAAAUGGAAAAAGACUUAACGCUGCUGGGUGUGACGGCUAUUGAGGAUCGUCUCCAGGAAGGUGUACCCGAGACCAUCGCCUCCCUGCGGAGGGCGGGGGUGAAGGUGUGGGUGCUGACGGGAGACAAAACAGAAACGGCUGUGAAUGUGGGAUAUGCGUGCAAACUGAUGGAUCCAGACACAAUCCUGAUAGAAGGGGAGGAGCUUAGGCAGCUUCUAGAGUCUCCUUCUCCAGAUGUUCGUCUCAUGUCUAAAGAGACAGAGGUUUGGACCACAGACAGGAGAGCAGAGAAGAGCAAAGCUGCGCUUGUCAUCUCGGGUCCUGAACUGGUAGAAUUGACCAAAACGCCAGAAUGGGGGGCGAAGUUUGUUGCUCUCUCUGAUCAGUGCCAAUCUGUGCUCUGCUGCCGCGUGACACCGGCACAAAAGGCCGAAGUGGUCGAGAUGGUCAGGAAACAUUCGACUUCGAUAACCAUGGCAAUAGGAGAUGGUGCCAACGACGUGAACAUGAUCAAGACGGCACAUAUUGGCGUGGGUCUUUGCGGCAUGGAGGGAAGUCAGGCGGUGCAGAAUGCUGAUUUCGCUCUGGCGCAGUUCAGCUUCCUCCUCAGGCUGCUGCUGGUGCACGGGCACUGGUCCUACUAUCGCAUCUGCAUCCUUCUGCGCUAUUUCCUCUACAAAACCACUGCUUUUGCUCUGGUGCACAUCUGGUACAGUUUCUACAAUGGCUUCAGCGCUCAGCCCAUGUACGAGAGCUGGUUUAUUAGCCUCUACUCAACAAUGUACACGUCUCUGCCUAUACAGUGCAUGGGUUUUUUUGAACAGGACGUGAGUGCUAAGAGCUGUCUGUGCUGGCCGGAGAUCUACUCCAUUGGACAGAAGAAGCAGCUUUUCAAUCCUUUUGUUCUGGCCGUCACACUCCUCUACUCUCUCUACACCUCCAUCAUCCUUUUCAUCAUACCUAUGGGAAUAUUGCAGUACUCUGCUCUCGAUUUUCAGACCUUAGCCGUUACGGUGGAAACGUCUGUGGUGCUCGCCACCACUGUCGAGGUUAUUCUACAUACAAAAUUCUGGACCAAGUGGAACAUCGCAGCAGUCAUCUUUAGUUUAGUGGUGUUCUUUCUGUCCACACUGGCUCUCCAUAGCGCUCGCCUCUUCACUGCCUCACCUAAAGACUACUUUUUCCUGGGAUCAUCCCCAAAUGCUUUCAGUACCCCUGAGGUUUGGCUGACCAUAUUUGUGACCACCUUUAUUGCUGUCCUCCCCUCAAUAACCAUACGAGCCUUAGGUGUUGUAUUAACAAACCCCAACAAACAUAAGAUACACAGUUCAAAGAAUGAGUCUGUUGAGCUGCAAAGGUUUCGGAGAGGUACCUUUCAGCGUCGUUCAUCCUAUGCGGUGUCCCAAGGGAAAGGCUUUGGUAAGUUAAUCAGCACAGGAGUCGGGCUUCAUUCUGCAGCGCCCCCAAAGGACGGGAGAGUUACAGCAGAUGGUCUGAAGAAAGAAUCUCCACAGGGUUCACAUAGAGAAAUGAAUGGUGAUGUUUCAUGCUAGCAUCUUCAGUGUGUUUUAUUAUGCACUAAAAAUGUGACAGAAAUGUCAGUAGCAAAUAUUGUAACCAAAGGUCAGUGGUCCACAAACCCAGGAUUUUUGGCGCAUUUCCAAAAUGGAGGCCCAUCAUACACCUAAUCCAAUUGAUAGCGAUAUAUUACAUCUUUUGUACGUUUUGGGUUGGGUUUGUACGUUUUAAAAUGCAA